AAUAUCCCGUCCAUCUGUCAUCAGUAAGCCUCGCCUUUUUAUUUAUUUCUACGUCCUUCACAAUUUCCCCCGUUUGUGAAAUCUCUGAUGAUACACCAGCUGGCACCAGUCAUAGAGCGACUUGUACUCCCUUUCUUUGAUGACCAAUAGCUGUAGUCCUUGAGACUCAUAUCUGAUAAACUCACUUACUUGCAACUUACUUGCAACUUACGAUUGUUCGCACUGAAUUGACGAUUGCUAACGCAGCCUCGUCUCUCUAGCUUUUUCAACCAAACCCAAGCUUCGUGCGAAUUAUCCUUCUCCAAAAUUCACCAUGGUUCUCCACAACCCAAACAACUGGCAUUGGGUCAGUAAGAAUGCCGGUGAAUGGACUAGGCAAUGGUUCGAAGAGAAUCUAUCCAAGAUCUCGGCCGAAGAUGGAGAGGUCACCGCCAAGAUUAAUAAGGUUGUCAGCAUGGACGGGGAUGUUGACGUGAGCCAACGAAAAGGCAAAGUCAUUACCAUCUACGACGUGAAGCUCGUCUUGGAGUACUCUGGAGCCGCCCCCGGAGAAGAGAGCGUCUCGGGCACUAUCACCGUGCCCGAAGUUGCCCAUGAUACCGAGGAAGAUGAUUUUACUUUCGACAUAGAUAUCUACUCGGAAUCGCAGGAAAAGCAACCGGUGAAGGAUCUAGUUCGAUCCAAGAUCACGCCACAGCUACGGAAGGAAUUCGCGAAGCUUACACCGGCUUUGAUUGCUGAACAUGGUAAGGAUAUCCAACACGCUGCUGGCACAAAUCCCUCGAGUGGAUUUACCGCACCCAAAUACCAUGUGCCUUCUGGUGCUACACCAAAGGCCGACGCUAGUGCCGGCACCCAGAAGAACAGUGGUAGCGUCGUCAACACGACAACGGUAACUGAUCAGGAGGAAUUCCGAACUACUGCUGCCGAGUUGUACCAGACGUUCACCGAUCCGCAACGUCUAGCUGCCUUCACCCGUGCACCUCCAAAGAGAUUUGAUGGGGCCCAAAAAGGUGGCAAGUUUGAGCUGUUCGACGGCAAUGUCUCCGGCGAAUACGAAGAACUUGAGGAGCCGACCAAGAUCGCCCAGACGUGGCGGCUGAACCAAUGGCCAGCUGGCCAUUACUCUAAACAGGUGAUUGAGUUCGACCAGAACGAUGUAGACGGCGUGACCGUGAUGAGGGUCACCUGGAGUGGCGUGCCAGUAGGUCAGGAAGAGGUGACCAAGCGCAACUGGCAAGAGUACUACGUGAGGAGCAUCAAGACGACUUUCGGAUUUGGAACGAUCCUAUAGUCGAAAACAUUCCGGUUGGCCAACGGCGUUCUCUAGUUCAAUGGCGUAAUUGGUAAACGAUACAGUCAACCCUCGCGGGUGAUUGUCUGGCCAUUUCAACAAAUGUGUAAAUUCGUAAAGUAGAGGCCUAGGCGUCAUGCAGUCUCCCACUAGAACCUUGCAUCUAGGUAGUUAAAAGUGCAUAAAGAAAUAACGAUGUUAAAUGAUAAUAAAUAUUAAAAAUUGCCCUGACCACCUUACGAAACUUGUUGAGUAUUUUAAGCUUCAAUGAAUAACCGUU
Daldinia loculata is the source of this 1574-nucleotide messenger RNA. Its product is annotated as activator of Hsp90 ATPase. Lineage: Eukaryota; Fungi; Ascomycota; Sordariomycetes; Xylariales; Hypoxylaceae. Gene Ontology annotation, cellular component: cytosol. The transcript is spliced from 4 exons. The record is from RefSeq and is a predicted model, not a curated record. Gene Ontology annotation, biological process: positive regulation of ATP-dependent activity; protein folding. Gene Ontology annotation, molecular function: ATPase activator activity; protein-folding chaperone binding. Bases 314 to 1294 code for a protein of 326 amino acids.